GCCUAUCGCCUGGAGCCUUAUUUAAUACCUCAAUAUGCUAGCAUUCCUGCCGUUCAAUUGUCCGCUUGGCGAUCCUCACUUACUGGCACUAAGGCGUCACUCGCUUCCAGAUUUCGCCCUAGCCAGCCCCAGACUAAGACGCCUUCGCCCACUUUUAACCACACUUCUCUGGAUCCCAGCUUUCCCCCAAAGGCUGCUAUGAAUCAUGCUCUCGGAAACGAGGCUUGUGAAACAGUCCAAUCUGCCGACAGCUCCGGUGGCCUCUUCAGGCUCCGCUUUCCCCGAUGGCCCCUCCAUCGAAAGUCGGGGUCUAUGACUUUUGGAAGCCUCAAUAGCGCAUCCGCGGUUGACGCCUCAAACUUAUCAAGACCUAUCAUUCUGUUUAGGCCACACGACAAUGUCGCCAGGUCUCUGAGCUCAUCAACUGUAGUUCCUGACGAUCAAGCUCCAGAAAGCUUCCGGUCUAGUCUGGCUAUUCAGCAUAGAUUUGGCCUUGCAAAGUCCGCCGCUUUGACCUCCGCU
Molecule: messenger RNA, 522 nt
Organism: Protopolystoma xenopodis
Lineage: Eukaryota; Metazoa; Platyhelminthes; Monogenea; Polystomatidea; Polystomatidae
Source: the annotation of a GenBank genome assembly